GAUCCGUGACAAGAUUGGACGCGUCGUGGCUAAGGCUGAAGCGAUGCUCGGUCUGUUCGCCCUCACGCCAUCCCUCCCGGUCCCGCUCGACGUCGCAGCCCAGCCGCCCGCCCGCCGAGAGCUCCACGCCACCUUCGAGCGAAUGACGACGACCGGCUUCACGCCGUACUUCAACUACGACGGCAACCUUCUGGUGAGCGGAGCCGUAACGCUCGAGUCCGAGUCGACGAAGAACGACACUCAGACAUUCUCAUACUCGCUGGCGGGCGUUGACCCGCGCUGCCUCAACGGCGCGGGCAAGGCGGCAAACUCGUGUGGCAUCCACAUUCACAAAGGCAAGUCGUGCGCCGCCGACGCUCUUGGCCACUACUUUGGUGAAACCAUCGCCGCCGACCCGUGGGGCGCGGUGGCUUACACGUCAUCGACUCCCGCCAACGACACCUCUGGCACCUUCACCGUCGUCAACGGCCUCUGUUCGCACGCAAUUAAGGGUACAGUCUUCGUCGCCCAUGACUUUUAUGGCCGCCGCAUCGCCUGCUCCUUGAUCGGUGUUGAUGAGGUGGCUGAGGCGGAGGAGAUGGAGCCGCCGCCGGCACAGCAAUGGCCGGUCGCACCCGACGAGAAGACCGCCGAAUUCCGGCGCGGCAUGCCAGGCUGGCAGCAGAUGAUGUAUAGCGGGCGGCGGCCGGUCGGAGUGCAGCCGAUGUACCAGGGGCGGCCCGUGUACUACCAGCAGCAGACCUACCAGCCUCAGCAGCAGCAGAUCCACCGGCAGCAGGUGUACCAGCAGCAGCAGCAACCCAUGUACUACAUCCAGCCAACCUACACACAGUCGCAGCCCAUGAUGGCCUACGCUUCGGCGCAGACGGCUCCAGCGCAGCAGAUGUAUGCGCAGCCUCAGCAGAUGGCGCAGGCCUCGGGCUUCAACGGUGUCGGCCAGGCCGGUGUGUUCCCGUCCGAUCCGCCGCCCGAGGCGGAGCACAGCCACGGCCACCCGAUGCAGCACGCCGCCAUGGCUGUCCUCGGCCUGUCCGGGGGGCUGCCGACCUGGCACAUCGGCCGGGUGAUGCAGUCCUGCAACGCGGUGUGCGCGGACCAGGGCAAGGCCUGCGACGAGGUGGCGCUCAACGACGGAACCGCGGAUGAGAGCAAGGAGGUGGAGGCGAUCGCGCUGCGGCUCGGCCAGGCCUGCGCCUUCACCGUGACCGAGGCGGAGGACUUUGGUCCGGCCAUCUGCUCGCAUGAAGGCGACUGCGUGUACGCGCUGCCCGCGCCGCCGAGGCAGCGCCUCUGCAGCACGUCCUCCUCUCACUACCAGCGCAUCUGCCCGUGCCAUUAGCCCACUGUGUUUCUCUUCUUCGUAUUCUGCGUGUGUAGUAGUAUUGUAUCGUUUACGGUAGAGAUGGAAUAUACUUGUGCAUGCGACGGAUGUGUGGUGCGUCCCACGAUCCAUCUGCUGGGGUCUCAGUUUGACUGAGUGUGUUGUCUUUACUGUACUCUUUACUUAUAUCUUUGUGCAUGCGAA
Molecule: messenger RNA, 1525 nt
Organism: Emiliania huxleyi CCMP1516
Lineage: Eukaryota; Haptophyta; Isochrysidales; Noelaerhabdaceae
Exons: 1
Coding region: 44-1339 (431 amino acids)
Source: RefSeq, a predicted model, not a curated record